GCGAGCGAACGGGCCAAUGUUAGUACGUUCGUCGUCGCCAUUGCCAGUGCGUUCUCGCCCUCGCAUUCGUGCGCUACAUCUCGUGUGCGACGGUUCUUAAAUGCUGAGAACGAUAACUCGCAAAAUAACAAUUUUCACGAAAAUUACAUCCAUCAUAACAUAAGGAUACCAUAACAAAUACAAUUUUUACACAGAUAAUAUAAAACUAGAGAGAACUAUUUAAUUGUAAAUUAAGAUAACUUGGAUCCCCUGUAAACAUCAUAAAUAUAUCGAAAAAAACUAUAUAUUGUUAAAUCAUUUGUCAAAGUAUUUUGAGAGAAAUAACAGUUGUGGGCCCUCAGAUAAAUUAAUAGUGAGCUCUCUACCGAUGCAGCAGCAUUGCACCGAGCUCACCCAAAAAUUGUUGAACUCAAUUGAUAAGGAGUACAAUGUCGUCGAUAUGGGCGCCGUCGUGGAUGUCAUCACAGCCCUGGAAAAGACGACAAUCACCAAAGAAGUGCUCGAGAGUACACGACUUGGAAAACACAUUAACGAAUUACGACGUCAAACAACAAAUGAUGCACUCGCUAAGAGGGCUAAGGAUCUUGUGCGAAGAUGGCGAGAAAUGGUCUUACCGCCCACCAAUUCAUCCUCACAAGUGGCUGGAGGUGUAGCAACGGUUCAGGGAAUCAAUGGAACAAAGCCACAGAGUCCUGGGGUACGGGUUAUACCUAGGUCACGUAGUCCACCUGGGAAUAAAAUUUUUAAACCACAGAGUCCACUUCUACGAGAUGGAGCACCAUUGAAAGUCCUGAGUCCAGCCCUCUCCCUGACCAGCGAUCAGUCACGUUCACCAAAUCCAACGCCAACGAAGCACCUGCCAGCAUCUCUUCCCCAGAAUCACCGAUUGAAUCAGCCAAUAUCACCAAAACUCUCAACAACAUCACACAAUCCAUCCCUGGACGCAGUCCCCCGCACCCACAGCUCCAACAAACGCCUCCGAAAAGACGAGCCCACAGACACAAUCACCCCCCUGUCAUCAAAGGACGAUCAUAAUGUUAAGAAACAGCGGAUCAACGGUGAAAACGUAAAUAUUAAUGUUAACACAAACUCGCAAGUGCCUAGCCCAUUGCCAAUAAAUUCAUCAGUCGAUGUUAUCAUCAAUACUGACGAUAACAGUGUGGAUAUUGGUGGGGGACCCAAGAAACGUGGACGUAAGAAGGGUAGUAAAUCAGUGAAAAAUCAACAGCAGCAGCAAGAUCGUGUUAAAGAGAAACUUGCCAGCAUAUCGCGCAAUCCAAAGUUGAAGACAACCCAGGAGUUGCUGGCGGAUUUGCAGGCAAGGGGCUCGACUGUUACUGGCGCCGGCACCUGUAGAACAGUUAACGAGCCACCAACCACCGAGGAAAUACUACGGUGUGACGCUGACGAGGUCCCUUAUCCCCGCAACAAUCGAGUUAAAUUGACGAAUUCAGGGAAAAAGAAUGGCGACGAUGGGGAGAGCGUUGAUGAUGAUAAUUUCGAUAAAAUAACGUAUCAUGAUCCAACGGUGGAGGAAAUUCUCGCCAAACUGCCGCCCUUAGAUCACGACUCGAUAAGGUGGAGUGAUGAUGAGGAGCCAGCAAGCCCUGUCAAGAGGGACAUCAAUGAUGAUGAUGUUGAUAGACUGCAUGAUCAUUGUGUUGAGGGCCUCAAUGGCAAUUAUCAGUUCGGUGUGAGGCAUUCAGAGGGCAAGGAUGCCGAUGACGCUUGUGAUAUUAAGAGGAUAUCCGGUAUUUACAGACGUCGAAGUACUGAUACUGAUAGGGAAUUCAGAGAGUGGCACGAGAUGCUAGCUAGGCCCAGCUACGAUGGCCAAAUUCUCCACAUAUUGCCUUACGUUAUCAUUGAUUAAUUAAUUUUAGGCGACGAAUUAUUCAUUAUUUUUCGUUGAGCGUGAGGGGCUGUAAUCGAGGCCCUGGGAUUGCCUUUCGUUUUUUUUUUUUCAAUUUGUAUAUUUGCGUUUUUCUCUGAGGCAGGCUGCCCAGAACUCGAACGAUCGUUGGGACUUACUUUUUUUUCUCGUCAUUCUCACGUGUCUUCCGUUCGUCGUUUCAAAUUAUUUGGGAUCGUUUGGGUUCUGAUGAUGGGACAAUGGAUGGGCCGAGAGUGAUUGAGGGAGUGUGGACUGUUGUUGAAAUUUGAGGGGUGAAACACUUGGGAUCAUGGCGAUUGCGUUGUUGGCACUUGGUUUAGGACUUAAAAAUUAUUCUUUCUCGUUUUAUGAGUUUUCUUUCUUUCAGUUAUUAUUACUUAAUUCUUUCAAUGAUGGAAAUGAGAAUUAUUGUUCUUGAGGUUUUUUCUGAAUAAUCAUUACUGUAAAUAGUUGAGGUGUAAAUUGAGAGGGGAGGGAUUGAAUUCGUUACCGAUUGGAUUUGCGAUCAUUUUUUGAUCCCAGAUUGUCUGAAAUAUUAUGAUGAAUGUUGCAAUUGUAAAUUGUCCGUCGAAUGGGGAGUGCCAGUGAGAGGGGUGAAAAUUUAUUUCAGUUCUUUGGGUUCAACUUUUGGCAAUGACAAUAUGUAGAGAAAUUUGUGAGAAUUAAUUCACCAGUGGAGGGGGAAAACGGUUGAAGCCGAUUUUUUCUAUUAGUUUUCCGUGAAUAUCUCGGAAUCUAAGGGAGAUAGCAAAAUUUUUGUUAAUACCU
Diachasma alloeum is the source of this 2662-nucleotide messenger RNA. It is a transcript of the gene MED26, whose product is annotated as mediator of RNA polymerase II transcription subunit 26. Gene Ontology annotation, molecular function: transcription coregulator activity. Bases 368 to 1873 code for a protein of 501 amino acids. NCBI's taxonomy places the organism in Eukaryota, Metazoa, Arthropoda, Insecta, Hymenoptera, Braconidae. Gene Ontology annotation, biological process: regulation of transcription by RNA polymerase II; positive regulation of gene expression. Gene Ontology annotation, cellular component: mediator complex; nucleus; core mediator complex. The transcript has 4 exons. The record is from RefSeq and is a predicted model, not a curated record.